Molecule: messenger RNA, 1328 nt
Organism: Ananas comosus (pineapple)
Lineage: Eukaryota; Viridiplantae; Streptophyta; Magnoliopsida; Poales; Bromeliaceae
Product: mediator of RNA polymerase II transcription subunit 18
Exons: 6
Coding region: 398-1051 (217 amino acids)
Biological process (GO): regulation of transcription by RNA polymerase II; termination of RNA polymerase II transcription
Cellular component (GO): mediator complex; core mediator complex
Molecular function (GO): transcription coregulator activity
Source: RefSeq, a predicted model, not a curated record
CUGUUUGAUGAAACGCCUUUCUGAGUUUUUGCUGUCUUUCUCAGUUCUUUCCUUUUUUUCCAUAAUUUUUUUUUUGGUGAUUUUGAUACUAUUUGUGGUUUAGAUUAUGAUAAACGUGAAAAUUUGGAGAAUUCCAAUUUGGUUUUUUUUUGGUUUUGUUUUUGUUUUUGUUUUUAUUCUGUUAGCUGUGGUUUUCAGUAUCCACAACCUGUUUGAUGAAAUGCCCAAGUGACUACAGCUACAUCUUUUGUUUUACGGGAUCAUCAACUGUAAUUUCCCUACAAAAAAAAAUAAUAAUAAUUGAAGAGGCUUUAAUUCUAUUAGAUAAAGGUUCAUUUUGUUACUUAGCUUUUCAGAAUUAAAGGAACUGUGUUGGAGAAUGAGAGUUGAAUCAUAAAUGGAGUGUGUGGUACAAGGGAUCAUCGAGACGCAGCAUGUUGAGGCCCUUGAGACUCUUCUCCAGGGUCUAUGUGGUGCUCCGAAAGAGCGUGUCAGGGUUCAUGAGCUAUGCCUCAAAAGUGGACCAAACCUCGGUGUGGUGCCCUCGGAGGUCCGUCUCUUGUGUGAUUUAGCACUCCCCACACCAACUUGGACUGUCAGACAUGUCGGAGGUGCCGUGAGAGGCGCAGCAGCUGAGCAAAUCUGCGUGCAAGUGCGACAAGUAACAGAGAGCAAAGCGAGCAAUAAUGUGCUACGCUUCUUCUAUGCCCUGGGAUACAAAUUAGACCACGAGCUUCUGAAGGUGGGUUUCGCCUUCCGUCUCCAGCGAGGAGCACAAAUCACUGUAACUGUGACUUCUGCAUAUAAAAUGCCGAAGCUUCAUUCCACCGACGAAGCCGUGCUCAUUACUCCUAGCAUACAACUGGUGGAAAUUACGGCACCUGCCGCAGCAGAUAACUAUAACGAAGUUGUAUCUGCCGUUACUUCCUUGUGCGAGCAUUUGGCUCCGCUACUGCAUCUGUCAAAGCCCGGCGUUUCAACUGGAAUUGUUCCGACCGCUGCUGCAGCUGCAGCUUCUCUCAUGUUGAAUAGCGGCGGUAAAACCUUGUAGAUCACUGCAGAUUUUUUCUCUUAGUUAUGAAGAUUGUACUAAAGAGAUCUCUGUCAACUGGUGUUGUUCAUGUUGCGUUACCGCAGGUACCGAAACACGUGAUUUAAGAAAACUUAUCUAUGUAUUCAGUGGUAAUGCUCCUUUUUUUUUUUUAUCAAGUAUAUUUAUUUGACAAAUGAUUUUCAGAGGUAAUGUGUUCAUGGUGGGUUGAGAAGAACAAGAAAGUGAACUCUGCAUAAUAUAGAAAACAAGGGACUAGAGAAACAUAAAUCAACAA